Molecule: messenger RNA, 5026 nt
Organism: Hibiscus syriacus
Lineage: Eukaryota; Viridiplantae; Streptophyta; Magnoliopsida; Malvales; Malvaceae
Exons: 5
Coding region: 279-4364 (1361 amino acids)
Source: RefSeq, a predicted model, not a curated record
CGAACCCUAGGAUAGUUUGGUUCCUUGUCAUCUGGUUUAGGCUUCAGGUCUUUCUUUUCCCUAUCUUCUUUUGAUCAGUUGCAGGUUAAUUCUCGCUGAUUUUCUUUUAGGGUUUUUAGGUAGACAAUCAGAAGCGAAGUGGUUUCAAUUUGGGGGUUUCACAUUUUGAAUAGUGAGGGAUUUCAGUAAUUGUUUUAUUGGAAUUUGGAAGUUGAUUUUCACCUAAAAGCCGUAAAGAGGAAAGAGGGAUCAAUUUGUGAGGCCAAAUAUUGGUGAUCAUGCCGGUAUCUGGAAAUGAAGAGGUUGGGGUUAAACCCAGUGUUGGGCAGUUUAGUGAAUACACUGCUGGUAUUCCUAUAAAGAAAAGAAGGUUUCCCUUUAUUUUGUCACCUUCUCAACUAGCUGAAAAUCUGCCUUUGCUCCCCACUGAAAACGAAUUGGAGCGGAAAGGAUUUUCUAGUCCACUUCGAGGUUUAACUGUUUCGACUGAUACUAUUAUUGCAGUGAGUUCAGACCCCACUGAUGUUUUAUUGAGUUCACAUACCAGUGGUGUAUUAUCCAGUUCGAAAACCAAUGUUAUUAAGGCUGAUGGUUCUACAGCAAGUCUGGAUACUGGUAGUUUUGUUGCAACUUCUAAUGCUUCUAGUGUUGCAACGAGUUCUACUAGUGUUGCCACAAGUUCUAAUGCUUCUGGCGCUGCAAUGAAUUCUACAACUAUUAGUGCUGCAGCUGGUAGUGUUGCCACAAGUUCUAGUGCUGCAAUUAGUUCUACUUCUAGUGGUGUUGCAGCUGGUUUGAAUGCUGAUGGUGUUGCAGAAUGUUUUAAUGCUUCCAGUGUUGCAAUGGGUUCUACUGCUAUUAGUGUUUCAGCUGGUUCUAUUGCUAGUGUGGCCGUGGAAAAUCCUACUGCUAGUAGUGUUGCUGGAAGUGUCUUGGCUAGUGUUUUGAGCUAUUCUGAAGCAAGUGCGAAAUCUGUACUCGAGAAAGAGAAGAGUGCUUCGGAUGAUACAAAUGGUAGCAUGGUGCAGUGUAAUACUAAUCUGCUUAGUGUAAAAGUUGAAGAACAAAGCUUUACGGUUCAACCUGGGUCUUUGGUUGAUAUCAACAGAAAAGGGAAGCUUAUGGCAACCGGAGCAUCCAAAAAUACCCCGAGGACAUCUGCAAAACCUGAAUUGGACUUGGUAGGCAAUGAUUCUCUCACCUUUAAUAUAGGGAAAGAUACUAAUAGUCAGAAAAAUGUAGAUGGGACUAUAGGUUCACAAUUACCUGAAGUUCCUGGGAACCCUGGAUUAUCUUUAGGUCUAGGGGAAUAUCUUUCUGCUACGGCUAGUGGAAAUAAUGAGCAAGGUUUUAGGAAUCAGGAAAAGGAAGAAUCUGUUUCCUUGAAUCUAUCUUUAAGCAAAGUAGACUGCAUUGCUGAACUGAGAACUACAGAAGUCCAUCCUAAUACUAAGGGUGCUAAUAUGCUUGCUAAUAGAACAAAUUGGGAUUUGAAUACGACAAUGGAUUCUUGGGAAGGACCUGGUGGUGAUAAUGGUACUAGUAAAAUGACUAAUCAUAUGGAUGAUAUGAAGCCGGUAAUUUGCUCAGCUGGGAUGGCUGCUGCAAGCAUGCCUGCACAGCAGCAAAUGCGUGAAGAAAUUGAGCGCAGAGCCAAAAUUGAAAUGUUACCGGUUCCAUCUAGCCAGCAGUAUAGAUCUGAGGAUUCACUUUGUUUGGGCCUCACUACUCCUCAUCUUCAUUUGAGGCCCGAUGAAAUACUGUCAGGUUCAUCAGCUAAAGUUGCAAAUAUCAGUUCACCUAGGAAACCAGUACCUGCUUGCAAGUCGAACAUGGUUAACUACAAGCCUGUAAAAUCAGAACCACAUGAUGAGAGCACCAGGGGUGCUUCUGCUGGAAUUUCUAAACCUACGGUCUUGUCAAAUAUCACGCAGGUGAAGUCUGAAAAAAAUGAAAAGCUGAGUUCAGAAACAUUAAAAUCUUCAACUCUUAGUACCUUAAAUUCAGUUGAUUCUGUAUCCGUAAAACCUGAACCAGUUUGUGAGAGUAACAAGAAAUCACAAGAGAUAAUGGAUGGGCAAAUGAAUCAAUCAGAUGAGCAAAUGCUAGCUAAUGAAACAGAGCCCAUUGAUGAUGGUCACGUUGCUUCUAAAAUAAUUUAUUGUAAUGGCCUUGAUGUUAAUGAAUCAAACAUUUCUGGUACACUAGAUAACUCUAUUAACCAUAGUACGAAGGUUGAAGACCCUGAUCAUUGCAGACUGAAAUCCAUGGAUGUACAACUGCCUGAUUCACGGGGAUUGGUUGAGGGUUCCGUAAGUGAGGAAAAAAUUAAUUUAUCGGGUGAUGUCUUAGAGGAAGAUUCAUAUGGUUCUGAUUACGAGUUGGAUGACGGACAAGAGUUAGCUGCUGUUGUGGGUAUAGAUCAUGACCGUAGAGAAGAUGACUUUGAAGAUGGUGAGGUCAGGGAACCUGUGGAGAACCCCGGGACAGAAGUAUGUGAGAAGAAUGAAACAGGAAAUGGAAAUAAUGGUGAUACUGCCUUUAAGGAUAUUGUAGAUCCAUCUUCAUUCUCAUUUGGAGAAAAAGAUCUAAGAGAAGACCCAGGAUUAACAGGUAAUGAUAAUACUAAUGAAUGCAUUGACACAUCUGUCUAUAAGGAUUUGACUACCGAAGCUGAUAAAAAGGUCUUUAUGCAAGAACCUUCUGCCGUUGAGAUGCCUUCUAGUCAAGUUGACAAAACGAGACCUAUUAAAGCCUUACCAAGAAAAUUGCCGGAUGUAUCUGAGAAGGAUACUGUUAAAGGGCAAGAGGGAGAACAGACAUCUAUUCAAUUCUCUGAUACAAGCCAGGGUACUUCAGUGACCAUUGCUCAAGGUGCAGAUGCUGCCAGAAGCUCAGAAGGAAAAAUCAAGUCUAUUUUACCUAAGCUAGAAGAAUUUUCAAAUGUUGAUGAUGCAGGUAAAGAUGUUGACAAUGGAGGUAGGAGUCGAAUUAUAAACUUGUCUCGAGCAUCUAAUCUGUCUUCUCCUGGUAGAACAAGAUCUAUUUCAGGCAGGGCAUUGCAGUCACAAGUAGGAAGAGAGAGGCUGCCUGAUGUUGCCCUGGAAGGAGAUAAGUUGCAUCCUCGAGGGAGAGAUGAAGCUUAUGCCGACAGUUCACAUAGAUUCCCAAGGGAGAGAUAUCAUGUUCAUCCAUCCAGAAAUAAUAGAAUGAAUUUUAUGCGUGGAAGAGAUCUAAACUUUAGUGGCUAUAAUAACAGGCAAGACGCUGCAUAUUUUGGUACAGGACGAGGUGGGAGAAAGAUCUUGAAUGAUGAUUCAUCAAUUUUCCCCCAGUUACCCCCAAGGAGGCGGUCUCCUGGUGGAAGAGAUGGACCUGAAGUACGUGGGCUUCAAAUGGUUCGCAGAAUUCAGAGAAAUCUUAGUCCAAGUCGAUGCAUUGGUGAAGAUGGAUCCGAUAUAGUUGGAUUGAGGCAUAUGAGAGGUUUUGCUGAUGAUCAUACAAACCCAAUGUUUGCACACUGCCAACCAUCAUUUGAGGGAUUAGAUGAUCCUUUUGUGAGGGGGGAUAGGGAAUUUACAUCUGUUCAGAGAAGGGAUCUUCAACAAACUUGUUCAAAGUCUCCUACCAGACCACGAACUCGUUCUCCUGGUCCAUGGUCUUCUCUUAGGAGGAGAUUACCAGAUGGAUUUGGAGGGCCUUUGGAAUUACCUCAUCAAAGAUCUUCACCAAUUUACAGGAUGGAGAGGAUAAGAUCACCCGAUCAUCCCUGUUUUAAUGGAGAUAUGGGUAUUAGAAGACAUGAAUCUCCUUCAUAUUUGUCUCGACCAUCGAAAGAUUUGAGGGACAUAGAUCCUGAUCAAGAUCAUGGUCAUCCAAGGUCUGGCAUCUCUAAUAGGAGCCCAUCUGGACGGAUUUUACUUAGAAACAGAAGGUUGGAUCUUGAUCCUCGAGAAAGGAAUGACGGUGAUGAUUACUUUGGUGGGCCUAUGCAAUCUGGCAGGUUUCAAGAGAUUGGAAAUGAUGGGAAUAGUGAAGAGAGGAGGAGGUAUGGUGAUAGGCGAGGACCUGUUCGUCCUUUUAGGCCUUCAUAUAGUGUUGCUGAUAGUGAGAAUUUUCAUCUUAAUACUGAGGGUGGGGUUAGAUCAUUUAGGUUCUGUCCAGAAGAUGAUUCAGAGUUGCAUGAAAGAGGAAAGGUGAGGGAAAGAGAAUUUGAUAGACGAAUCAAAAAGCGACCAGGGAAUGCUCCUCCUAGGAGGACACAGAACAUUGAGGAGCACGAAGGAAAUUUCAGGCAUGGUGGUCAAAUUUGGCAAGAUGAUGGAUUCGAAGAUAUGUCACAAGUGAAGCGAAAGCGAUUUUGAGUAGGUUUCUUUAUGCCAUUAGUCACUGUCAAAUGGUGUAAGUUAUUGGAGAAGCAGGGCAGAAUCUGUUAAUUCUGUUUACUACAUGUUUAGGGAUACUAUGUAUAAUGUUUACCAUUCUUCUCUGUUUUCUGCAAAUGCUAAAUUCCCUUGUUUUAAGGUGUAAAAUAAAAUUUGGAAGCAGAUAAUAGAGCGAUCACUCAGAUGGUAAUUGUUUGUGCAAUGGAAGUAUACGAACUUUGCCUGAAGAACAGAUCAAGACACUCAUCUGGCAUGUUUUGAAUGACUCCAACCUUCUCUGUUAUCCCUUUGGGCUGUGGCAGAGAAAAUGCAAGUGCUUGCGUUUUUAAGAUUGAAACGAAGUGGGGGUGUGGCUUGGUUUAUCUGUUACCACAUGAAUAAAUUCUCUUUUGUGCAUAUGCUUCCAAGUUAAUCAUCACUUCAGUUGCAAAAAAUGCCAUGGCUCAUGUGAUCUGUAACUCCGGAUCCAAUAGUAUUUGUUUAGAUGUCAUCUCUGUAUGGUAACAUAGCAGGUAAGCAACAUUUAAGGGGCAGUUGGAUAUUGCCAUGAAAUUUGAAAACAUAGUUUAAGAGAAAUGAAGAGGCAUAGCUGUAAAUGCCUGCAUUUUACUGAAAUAGCUGGCCUUAAGAGGUACUUGGAC